GCACCGUAAUCCUUUCGCCCAGACACUCAGUCUUCUGUAACAGAUCAUCCAAAUGAAACUAUGGUGUUAGCAGAUAACAACCGUAUAUAUAUGUAGAACUCCAGUAGCCGUUGAAGAGAGGGUGAGAGAGGAAUGUAUUCCUCGCUGAUGCUUCGUCGUUUUUGCUGUUUCCAGACUUCCAGCUCUUCUCCUCCUCUGAAGAAGAAGCCCGUUGUCUUCUUGGGCUCUCCUCAGGUCUCUGCAACAGUCCUUGACGCCCUUCUCAGUGCAUCUGCUGCUGCGGACUCCUUGUUUGAGGUUGCAGCAAUUGUUACUCAGCCGCCUUCUAGAAGGAAUAGGGGGAAAAAGGUGAUGCCUUCUCCAUUGGCACAGUAUGCUCUUGAUAGAGGCUUCUCUUCUGACCUCAUUUUCACGCCUGAAAGGGCUGGAGAGGACAUAUUCUUAUCGAAUUUAAAAGCUUUAGAGCCAGAACUCUGCAUUACAGCAGCAUAUGGAAAUAUUUUACCCAGCAAGUUCCUCGAUAUUCCACCACUGGGGACAGUGAAUAUACACCCCAGUCUGCUGCCACUGUACCGUGGUGCUGCUCCUGUUCAAAGAGCGUUGCAGGAUGGCGUUAAAGAAACAGGAGUGUCAUUGGCAUUCACUGUGCGUGCACUUGAUGCUGGACCUAUUAUUUCCUGUGGAAGAUUGAAAAUUGACAAUCAAAUUAAGGCACCUGAUUUACUUGAAUUACUAUUUUCUGAAGGAUCUAAACUUCUAAUCCAUGAACUUCCUUCUAUAUUUGACGGAUCAGCUAGGUUGAAAGCACAACCCCAGGAUGACUCUAAAGCUACUUUAGCUCCAAAGAUAACCCCUGAAGAGUCAUGGCUAUCUUUUGAUGAAGAAGCUCCAGUCCUACAUAAUAAAGUUCGUGCAUUUGCAGGUUGGCCAGGAACCCGAGCUAAGGUUGGAGUUGUUGACAAGAAAAAUGGUCAUGAAAAUAUCUUAGAGCUUAAAAUCAUAACUACGAGGGUCUGUAGCCAUUACAAUAUUCAGAGCAAUGAAGUCGAUGAAAUUACUUUUGUCAAGGGUGCCUUAGUAUUUCCAUGUGGAGAAUGCACAGGGCUUGAGGUUUUGGAAGUUCAACUUCCGGAGAAGGCCAUUAGUGCGGCUGCCUUCUGGAAUGGCUUGCGAGGACAAACACUGAAAAAGUUAUGACAGAGUUUGAUCAUUUUACUUGGGCGGCAUUUAAGAUUUAUCUUGAGGGUGUGAGGUUAGGAGAAUUUAUGGAGUUGUUAUCAAUGAUUUUGUGUCAUCUUUAAUUUUAUGCUGCUGUCCAUUGUUUUCAAUCCAUGUACCAUGUCACAAACUUUCAACUGCAAUAAAUCUUGAAAUUCCAUACA
Messenger RNA from Juglans microcarpa x Juglans regia, 1382 nucleotides. RefSeq names its product methionyl-tRNA formyltransferase. NCBI's taxonomy places the organism in Eukaryota, Viridiplantae, Streptophyta, Magnoliopsida, Fagales, Juglandaceae. Gene Ontology annotation, biological process: biosynthetic process; conversion of methionyl-tRNA to N-formyl-methionyl-tRNA. The record is from RefSeq and is a predicted model, not a curated record. Gene Ontology annotation, molecular function: methionyl-tRNA formyltransferase activity.